UCCAUCCACACGGUUGGGUUCCUGCCAGUCCAGCGCAAUGUUUUUCCUUUCCGCAACCGACAUGGCGGGCUUUUGAUUGCUCAAUGCUUGCACCAUCGUGGUCGCCAGGGGAUCGCCGUGCUGAAUGGGCAGCACACCAAUGGCGGCUCGCGCGAGAUCCAGCAGGAGGGUGAGAGCAUCAUGGGCUGGUGCAAGUCCCCUUUUGCGGGUUGGCGGCGACUGGCCAUCCAUUGUGCCAUUGUGCCAUUCCCCGUCCCGUCGCAACCAUCAUCCGACGGUGCAGCGGCCGUGAGGUUUCUUCGCUGCUUCACCCUGAAAACCCGUAUCCACCGUCGAUGCAGCGGCGUUCCAAAGCUUGUCGAGACAGCAAUCGGUUUCCGGACUUUCUCCUCGACGCUUCUUUUUGCCUGUCAAGACCCGCCUACCCUUACUCUCUGCCUGCCCUUGCAAGCUACUCUGUAUCCCGUGAACCAACGGCCGCCGAUCGGGGUUGCACUUGCUCCUGGCCCUGGCUUCUACGCCAGGAAUCACCCAAAGCCGACCGUGCGCUUGGGUUGGACGGGCAUCCCCCAGGCCCAGUUGCUUCACCUCACAUCAGAAAUGCAGGCAUUCAACUUUCGACGCUGUCCAAUUGAUCUCAGAGUCUUUCGGGUUUCGAGUUUUACAUGA
Periconia digitata is the source of this 669-nucleotide messenger RNA. Lineage: Eukaryota; Fungi; Ascomycota; Dothideomycetes; Pleosporales; Periconiaceae. The record is from the annotation of a GenBank genome assembly.